GUGGCUUCCGUUGUUGGCGCGCGCAAGAUGAGUGAAUCUCUGGUGGUUUGUGAUGUUGCUGAAGACUUGGUGGAGAAACUGAGAAAAUUCCGGUUUCGCAAAGAAACCAACAAUGCUGCCAUUAUAAUGAAAAUCGACAAGGAUAAGCAGUUGGUGGUGCUGGAUGAGGAGCAUGAGGGUAUUUCUCCUGAUGAGCUAAAAGAUGAGCUGCCUGAAAGACAACCUCGAUUUAUUGUGUAUAGUUACAAGUAUCAGCAUGAUGAUGGAAGAGUUUCUUAUCCCUUGUGCUUUAUCUUCUCCAGUCCAGUUGGAUGUAAACCAGAACAGCAGAUGAUGUAUGCUGGAAGCAAGAAUAAGCUUGUACAGACAGCUGAACUCACUAAGGUAUUUGAAAUAAGGAACACAGAAGACCUAACUGAAGAAUGGCUGCGAGAGAAACUGGGCUUCUUCCAUUGAGAGCACCUCUGUAAUAAGUAUUUAUGUACCAUCCUGAUCAUACUGGAACCAGACAUGAAUACUUAGAUCUACAAAAGGCACUGUAUUUACUUCCGUCUCCUGCAGUCUCUCUUGUGCAGAGUUUGUGCAAAGAAUAGCAGGUCUGUCUCCUUGAAGUAAGAAAUCUUUGCAGGUGUUUCCUUAUUUGUACCUGUUAAAAGGGAAUACUCCUCUGCAGGGACUCCUUUUGCACUCUCGUGGCUAAUAUUUCUAUAACUAAAAUAGUUCUGGGUUUGUAACUAUCUGCAAAGGUAAUUUGGAAGCUGACGCUAACUUUUUCUGAGCUACAAAUGCAUCCUUACGACACCUACUAGCCAUUUAUAUGCAGAAAUCAUGUACUGUCAUUUUUCAGACUUCCUGACUUAAUGUCUUCUCCAUUUUUUGGAAACUACUCCCUGGAAGCAUUUAGUAUUAAAGAGACAAAAUCCUUUUAUCUUCCCAUUGAGUCCAUGUGACAUUUUCUCAAAUUCCUUGGAACUAAUUUUUGUCAUUCCGAUAAUUCUUCAGUUGAUGGAAUCGAUCUUAUUACAUUUCAGGGCAAAGCUUUGACUGUCCAGUUCUCAUGCUACAGGAACUAGGUGAUAACAAAGGGCUGAGUUACAACUCAGGUGACUCUCAUACCAGAAAUCCUGCGUAUAUAACUUACUAUACUGUUAUGAAGUUUACCUCUUUGCUCAUUUCCUGUUACACAAGCACCUGUUAAUACUCUGUGCCUUUAAUUUGUUAGCUUUAAAGUGACUUGAGAAUUUUACACUGCCACUUAGUACAAAUUUGGUAUAAACUUUGUUAUCCAAGUAACAUUUUUUUUCCCUAGUGCCUGGUGUUGCAGUUGACAUCUGUUUAAAAAAAAAAAAAGCUAACCUCAUUUCCUUUGAAAUUCCAGUCAUCUGCUCCAUUUGUAGGAGUAAGGAGGUUAAAGCUUUUCAUGA
This is a messenger RNA of Indicator indicator, 1424 nucleotides long. It is a transcript of the gene GMFB, whose product is annotated as glia maturation factor beta. Gene Ontology annotation, molecular function: Arp2/3 complex binding; actin binding. Gene Ontology annotation, cellular component: actin cortical patch. Gene Ontology annotation, biological process: actin filament debranching; negative regulation of Arp2/3 complex-mediated actin nucleation. NCBI's taxonomy places the organism in Eukaryota, Metazoa, Chordata, Aves, Piciformes, Indicatoridae. Bases 28 to 456 code for a protein of 142 amino acids. The transcript is spliced from 7 exons. The record is from RefSeq and is a predicted model, not a curated record.